Messenger RNA from Galdieria sulphuraria, 578 nucleotides. Its product is annotated as GCN5-related N-acetyltransferase (GNAT) family protein. NCBI's taxonomy places the organism in Eukaryota, Rhodophyta, Bangiophyceae, Galdieriales, Galdieriaceae. Gene Ontology annotation, molecular function: acyltransferase activity, transferring groups other than amino-acyl groups. Bases 27 to 548 code for a protein of 173 amino acids. The record is from RefSeq and is a predicted model, not a curated record. The transcript has 2 exons. Gene Ontology annotation, biological process: mitotic sister chromatid cohesion. Gene Ontology annotation, cellular component: NatA complex.
CUGUUGUUGUCAUUGCCAUUGACGUUAUGUUGAGUUCUGAGAGUCAUUCCAGUUGGUUGCCUAUUCGUUUUGGAAACUUGCACGAAAAAAACCUAGAACAGCUAAAAAGGUUAAACUUAUCUGUUUUCCCGAUAAAAUAUGGAGAAAGGUUUUAUGAAGAAGUAUUACAGGCUCCUCCUGGGCUAGUAAAACUAGCUUAUUAUCACGACUUUUUGAUUGGUGCUUAUUGUUGUCGUAAAGAGAUUGGGUCUGAUAAGCAACCCAAAAUAUAUAUAUUAACUAUAGGAGUUCUUGCACCCUAUCGUGAACGUGGGGUGGGAUCACAGCUUUUGCAACAAAUUUUGCAACUUCCAAAGACCGAAAGGUUUAAGGAUAUAACUGAAAUAUAUGCACAUGUUCAGACUAGUAAUGAAGCAGCGCUAGGUUUUUAUCAGAAGCACGGUUUUCAAAUAGGAGAGAAGAAAACCAACUAUUAUAGAGAUAUUGAUCCUCCAGACUGUUAUGUCGUUUAUAAGAAAUAUACGAAUGGGAUACAAAAAGACUUGUAAAAAAGAUGUGGGUCUUUUUGUAAAGUUAUU